GACAAAAACACAUCGCUGCCAUUAUAAUCAACGAAUCUGUCUCCUCCAGCGCUGUGCGCGCUUGCAUAGUAGAUGUGUUGUGAGGAAACACGCUGCUCCGCGCGCUCGCUGACGUCACCCCGGCGAGCGCUCGCAUAGAUGAGAGCGCGAGAGUACAGUGACAGGCAGCGCCUCGUCCACUGUACGCAGCACUGAGUGCGGCUCAGCACUAUCUCAGGCUACACGCGAGACACGGCAGCAGAUCACGGAAUGUGACUAGACAACAUUCCGCUUUAUUUGAGGCCGGUCGUCAGCCCUGCACUCACGGGGUGCAGUACUUUAAGACCAGCGCUCCCAUUAUUACCAAGUGAUCACUGCCCUCCUGUGAUCCGGGAAUCACAUUAGGAGCUUUACUAAUUUUGUUAAUUAUUCUAGAGUUUCUGUCCCACUCUAACGGUUCGACUCUGACUUCAAGCUGAGGCUUAAUAACUGGAUUGUAUCGGUGGAUCAAUAGGCGGCUAUCUUGAUAUUACAUUUUCCUCUUGGAUUAUUGUUUCAGCAUCAUGAGCACGAGUGUACCCUAUCAGCAAAGCUCAUGCAGCAGUGAACGGAGCUCUGGACCAAUCCACUGCUUUCGCUGCCGGGAGGUGUGUAAAGGAGAGGUGGUACGAGUUCAGCAUGUCCACUUCCACAUCAAAUGCUUCACCUGCCAAGUGUGUGGCUGUGAUUUGGCACAGUCCGGAUUCUUCCAGAAGAGUGGCGAGUACAUCUGCACAGCAGACUACCAGUGCCUGUAUGGCACAAAGUGUGACAGCUGUGGGGACUUUAUCUCAGGGGAGGUGGUCUCUGCCCUGGGCCGCACAUAUCACCCAAAGUGUUUCGUGUGCAGCGUGUGCAGGAAACCUUUUCCAAUUGGGGACAGAGUAACGUUCAGUGGUAAAGAAUGUGUCUGUCAGCAGUGUUCCCUCAAGCUGGUUAAUUCCAAUGAGCCAAUCAAAAUCCACGGGCCCAGUCACUGUGCAGGUUGUAAGGAGGAGAUCAAACAGGGUCAAUCUCUGCUGGCGCUAGAGAAACAGUGGCACGUCAGCUGCUUCAGGUGUCAGACCUGUGGCCUGGUCUUGACGGGAGAGUACAUCAGCAAAGACGGCAUUCCUUACUGUGAGUCAGACUACCAUGCCCAGUUUGGGAUAAAGUGUGAAACGUGCGACAGAUACAUCAGUGGACGUGUGCUGGAGGCUGGAGGGAAGCACUACCACCCCACUUGUGCUCGCUGUGCCCGGUGUCAGAUGAUGUUUACAGAAGGAGAAGAGAUGUAUCUCACAGGUUCAGAGGUGUGGCAUCCUGUGUGCAAACAAGCAUCUCGAGCAGAGAGGAAACUGAGACUCAGGCGCACAUCCGAAACCUCCAUCUCUCCGCCAGGCUCCAGCAUUAGUUCACCCAGCAGAGUCAUCUGUGCAAAAAUGGAGAACGAGAUCCUUGAUUACAAAGACUUGGCAGCGCUGCCUAAGGUUAAAGCCAUUUAUGAAGUGCAGAGGCCAGACUUCUGGUCCUAUGAGCCCAGUCACAGAUACUGCUCCGAUGACAGGCUAGAGCGUCUCAGCUAUGGGGAGUCCUUGGGCACGCUCUCCCCUUAUUCUCAGGACAUGUAUGACAGUAUGGACAUAAGGAUGAGAAGAUCCUCCAGUCCGGGGUACAUAGACUCCCCCACCUACAGCAGACAGGGCAUGUCUCCCAUCAUGCCCCGCUCUCCACAGCACUACUACAGAUAUGGCACUGAGAGUGGCAGAAGUUCACCCUAUUACAAUCAGCUAGACGCCCGGUCCAGCACGCCCACCACAAACCAAGCUCCCAAGCAUUUCCAUGUGCCAGCCACAGGGGAGCCCAAUAUCUACAGGAAGCCUCCCAUCUAUAAGAGACAUGACAAUCACUGCAAUCCAGCAACUAAGAGCAAGACCAGUGAGGACAUUGUCCAAUCUUCCAAGUUCCUAUCAGCCUACUCACCUGAACACUACCAGCACUCAGAGUCUGAUUACUACCACUACACCAGCUCUCCUAAAUCUUUACGUGCUCCUAGGAGAAGGUACUCAUCAGGUGGAGAAGAGGAUGGCUGGGGUCACGGCCUUCAAAGAAUUCAGGGUGGUAUCGGUAGGUUGAUCCUGAAGGAGGAGAUGAAAGCCCGCUCCGGUUCCUAUGACAACGACCCCUGGGGCAGCGCGCGGAACUCUCGCAGUGGGAGCAGGGAGAUGUUGCACAGCAUGGGCCACAACAACACAGUUAACGGCUCUCCUCGGACAAACUUUGCAGCGGAAAAUGACUACAUAUCCAAGUCAGCCUCCUUGCCCGGAUAUGGCCGGAAUGGAUUGCAACGGCCUCAAAGUGCAGACUACUAUAAGUAUGACAGUGGCAGUGAAGCCAACUGGGGAAUCAGAGAGUACAAGGUAAGAACGAUGGUUUAGCAUUACCAGAGGAUUAAAGGGGGCCCAGAGAGGCACCUCUGAAACAUUACUGUCUUCUCCAGAGGAAAGCCCAGAUUUACAGUAUGUCAGUCUAAUGAACCCUGAUGGAUCAAAGCAAUGUCCUGCUGGUCAAAGCAUGUGGAAACUAGAGGAUGGAGAAAUUAGUGCUUCCAGGUCAUAAGGCCACUGUGUCCUUCCCCAUCUGGCCCUUAGUGAGUUGGAGACUGCAGGGGCCAUGGAGAGGGCAGGGGUUUGUCUGACCCCUUUGCUCCUGGUUGGUCAAGAACUAUAUUAUUCUGCUUGGUGCUGCUUCCUGUCUCGGUUACAGCUACUGUGCCAGAGGCUGUGUGAUUUCCUUUCACUUUUUAAACUGUAAGUGAGAGGAAAAGGAGGUCCAUCAGUGCACAGCCUGCUCUGAGAACAAUGCUUAGCUUUCCAUUACCAAUCUAUGAAGGAAAGUUUCAGUCAGGACAAAUUACUUGUAAAUCAAUAAAUAUGAGUUUCAGUGUUUAUAUAGUUAAAAGCUUACAUUACAAUGAAAUGCACUGCUAUCUUUUGUUGCAGAUCUACCCAUAUGAAGCACUUAUUGUGACCACUAGGGGGCGUAACAGGUUGCCAAAGGAUGUAGAUCGGUCUAGAUUAGAGCGGCAUCUUUCCCCUGAGGAGUUCUAUGAGGUUUUUGGGAUGACGAUGGUGGAGUUUGACCGUCUGGCACUGUGGAAGAGGAACGAGAUGAAGAAACAAGCCCGGCUGUUCUAGUGUUCUUAUCACACACACACACACACACACACACAUGGAGAGAGAGAGAGAGAGAGAGACCUGAAUACCUGUUCCAGUCUAACUAAACAAACACAUCCUGUGUCUCAGACACAUAGUCAUGCCUAGACUGUACCAAGAAAUUGUGCAACUGUUCAUUGUGACAGAGGCAUAUAAAUGAUCAGACAGACUAUCUGACAAAGGAAGACAUAAAUAAAUAAAAUAAUAUACAGAAUGGUGGGAACAUUUUAGUUUUUACUUGAGUGUAAAGUGAACACAUUUUAUUUUGUUUCUGAAUGACAAAACUAAGGUAUCAGGAAUUGUAAGGAUUUUGAAUUUUGCCUUAUGUUCUUUAUUAAUUUAUGCACCAGCAAAGUGAGUGAACAGAAUGUAAAUACAAUUAAUACAACUUUAAUGGGAGUGGGUGAAUCAUCUUAUGUGAUCCAUCAAGUACAUUAUUAAGUCAUAUUUAAUUUUAAAGGUUAUAAAAUAAUAUUUUUCAAUCCUUUUUUUUCGCUGUUAUUCAAGGACUACAUAAACGUAGAUGGGCUGAAAUAAGCGAUGAUUUGCUUGACAAUGAAUACCAAAGUCUGACUGUUAUUUGUGAAGUUGAGCACCACGGUGCUGUACGAUGUUCAGGUCAUUUCCAAGGAGUAACGAAUGCUGAAUGUACACAUUUCUCACAAGAAGACUUUAGGAUUAUUAGACUAAUACUGAUGAAACAUACAUUGUAUAUUGUGAUGGUAGAAAUACAUAUGGCUUGUGUCUGUUACAGAUGAUGAAGACAAAACAGAUAAGAAUUAAGGUGCAAUGUUAUUAUUUCUUUUUUUUUUUAAAUGUUAUGCUCUUUAAAAAAAAAAAAGAUCUGUUGGUUAGGAUAACGCAGUUUACUUUCAUCACUCCUGUUAGGAUGGAUCAGGAAAUUAUGUGAUACCUUAAGUGGGUUAAUUAUAUUUUGGAGUCAUUGCCAGGGUGACUAUGUCACCUGAUUUGGUAAUAAAUCGAAUGCAAAGUAAACAUUAAUUGUAAGGCCAGUAACAGGUUAACUUGUUCACACUCCCAUAUUACUUGAUGGAAAAAAAAAUAAUAAUAAUACAUUAUCACACCUUUGAAGGAAGUGACUAAUAACAAACUGUAACCCUGAUAAGGACCUAACCGUAACUGUGGGGUCUUUCAUGCCAAGGGAUACUGACAGUAGUUUUUGUACCUCACUGACAAACAGGUGAAACCAUCAUGUUUUCUGCCUUUGUGUGUAGUGUUUACAACAUGUUUGCCCAAUAGAUUGUUAUGAAGUGUUCUAUUAAUUUCAUAGUGAAGGAAGAGAGCUAGAGUAUAACCAUAUUUUUGAUUCUCUUUUUUAAUCACAAUUGCUACCUUCCUAACUUUAUUUAUCUGUCAGUUUCAACAGACUAUGUACAUCUUAUAUUGCAAUAAAAGUUUGUUUUCUUCUGUAAAAA
Molecule: messenger RNA, 4648 nt
Organism: Carassius gibelio (silver crucian carp)
Lineage: Eukaryota; Metazoa; Chordata; Actinopteri; Cypriniformes; Cyprinidae
Gene: ablim3
Product: actin binding LIM protein family, member 3
Exons: 22
Coding region: 543-2435 (630 amino acids)
Biological process (GO): lamellipodium assembly; cilium assembly
Cellular component (GO): actin cytoskeleton; stress fiber
Molecular function (GO): actin filament binding
Source: RefSeq, a predicted model, not a curated record